AGACGCACCGCGCGGUGUUACAGUUGUAGUAGGACGUCGGCACAGCACGGGGAUUUCCUCGCUUGCUUGUUUUGUAGGAGGGGAGUUGUUUGCCAAUUUGACAGCAGUGUGAAGCUGGAGACGGGAGUCGUGGAAUGUCAGAACUGUGUUAUGGGGUUGAACUUACAAUAAAUAGUUGCAUGAAUUGUAUUUAAUAUUCUUUAUAUCAUUGCGCUUCUCGGGGGCUUGUCAACUCAUGCGCUUCUUGGUGUCCAAACCUGCUGCUUCAUCACCUCGCUGUGAGAAGGAGAAAGAGCAGGCACAGGCAGCGCUGUAGCGAAAGCAGGUAACAAGAACAGAUGAAGGCCCUUAUAACAUCCGGAUUCGGCUGGUAGCAGUGUGUGGACGGAGACUGGGAGUGGUGAUCAUCUCUGAGAUUUAUUGCUUCUCGCGUUGAGGCAGCAGUUAUAAAAUAAGAUCGGAUGCCACUGAGGUGAACCAAAACAGUCCGUUGUGCAGGUGGACCCGGCUCUCGUGGCAUGACUACCACAAACAAAGGAAACAAGGCCUUGAAGGUGAAGCGGGAGCCUGGAGAGAAUGGCACCAGCUUGACAGAUGACGAGCUGGUGACCAUGUCGGUACGGGAGUUAAACCAGCAUCUCCGUGGCCUUACCAAAGAGGAAAUUCUUCAGUUAAAGCAGCGGAGACGUACUUUAAAGAACCGGGGCUAUGCCGCCAGCUGCCGUGUGAAGCGCGUCACCCAAAAAGAGGAACUGGAGAAGCAGAAGGCUCAGCUGCAGCAGGAGGUUGACAAGCUGGCUACAGAAAAUGCCAGUAUGAAGGUGGAGUUGGACGCGCUGCGCUCUAAGUAUGAGGCCCUCCAGAGCUUUGCCAGGACUGUGGCCCGCAACCCUGUCACCACCCGGGCUCCGAUGGCCUCCGUCAUUGGGCCGCUCAUCCCUGGUAAAGUAGCCGCCACCAGCGUCAUCACCAUUGUCAAGUCCAAAACUGAAGCCAGAUCGUAGUAGCAGAAUGGGUCAGAGGGAGAGUCAUGUGAUAUUAACAUGGCAUUGGGUUAGCUAUGGGAGUUCAUAAUUUGUUAAUUGACACUAAAACUACUGUAUGCUAUCUUUAUGAAUCAAAAAAUAAGAUUUUUGGUUGU
Molecule: messenger RNA, 1141 nt
Organism: Periophthalmus magnuspinnatus
Lineage: Eukaryota; Metazoa; Chordata; Actinopteri; Gobiiformes; Gobiidae
Product: transcription factor MafG
Exons: 4
Coding region: 519-1004 (161 amino acids)
Biological process (GO): regulation of transcription by RNA polymerase II; regulation of epidermal cell differentiation
Cellular component (GO): nucleus
Molecular function (GO): RNA polymerase II cis-regulatory region sequence-specific DNA binding; DNA-binding transcription factor activity, RNA polymerase II-specific
Source: RefSeq, a predicted model, not a curated record